This is a messenger RNA of Sphaeramia orbicularis (orbiculate cardinalfish), 2110 nucleotides long. Its product is annotated as SH2 domain-containing protein 6. The transcript is spliced from 19 exons. The coding region runs from base 133 to 1314 and encodes 393 amino acids. Gene Ontology annotation, biological process: cell surface receptor protein tyrosine kinase signaling pathway; intracellular signal transduction. The record is from RefSeq and is a predicted model, not a curated record. NCBI's taxonomy places the organism in Eukaryota, Metazoa, Chordata, Actinopteri, Kurtiformes, Apogonidae.
AGAGCCGCUGCUGCAGUUCACAUUCUGCCUCUAUCUGUCACUUUCAAUCUUUAAAACCAUUUGCAUCCAAGAAGCGAAACAAAGACAUUUCCUCAUGACUUGAGCUGUGCCACUCAAGCCCAACUCCUGACAAUGAGCUUCUUUGGAAAACUGAAGAACCUACACAGUGGGCCUCCAGCUCCACCCAGAAGGACUGACAAUAAUGCAAAGUUUGCAUGGCCUCCAGAUGAGUUUGACGAUGAGGAGGAAAGUGACAUGUAUGAAGCACCUCCCUGUGAACGAACAGUUAAAGUCCCACAGAGACAAGUGGAAGAAAACGUCUAUUUGGAGAGGACUUCCAACCCAGAUGUUCCUCAGAGGCAGGUCGCUCCUCCUCCCAGGCUGAGCAAACUUUCGACGAAACGUUCCGAGGAGUUCUUCCCUGAUUCCCAAACCAAGAAACCUCCUGAAGUGGACCGAAAUGAGAAGCCAGGGAGGAAGAAGAAGAUGCCUCCACCACCAGUGCGACCCGGUCCAGUCUCUGCUCCCACUGUUGCCCCUGCAUCCAACAUCGAAGAAGAUGUGUAUUUAGAUCCAAAUGAAGAGCAGGAGGAUUGUGAUGAUGAGCUGUACUUAGAACCGACAGAGGCUACCUUAGCCUGCUCACCUCCCCCCCGUGGACCAAAAACGAUGCCUCCAUCUCCCAAAACAGCACUUCCUUCAGCCACACCUAUGAUGAAGCCUCCGGUCCCCAGAGCUAAGUCUAGCUCACUCCUUCCUUCAGUCAAUGAGGUUAAAACAGGUCCGCCAGUUGAAGCAAGGUGGAAUACAUUUCCCACCAAACUUCCUCCUCCUACUCCUAAUGUCAAACCUCUUCUACCUGCAAACCUGAAAGAAGCUAAAAGCAGUCCUCAGAAUCCCUCUGUGACAGACAUUAAGGCAGUGGCCUCUUCUGCUGGACUGAGGGUAAUCAAACAACCUGAGAAUGAGAGCAAAGAGUGGUUUGCUGGAGACUGCACCCGGAAGAUGGCUGAGGAUCUCUUAUUUAGUGUCAAAAAGGAUGGUGCCUUCCUCAUCCGACACAGUUCAUCCCAGAACUCGCGGCAGCCGUACACUCUGGCAGUGCUCUAUCAGGAGAAGGUUUACAACAUCCCCAUCCGCUUCCUGGAAGACACACAAGGCUACGCUCUGGGCAAGGAGGGCAAGAAGAACGAAGAGAUUUUUUGCAGUCUUGAUGAGAUCAUUUCUCACCACAAGGAUAACCAGCUGCUUCUGAUUGACAGCAAGAGCCAGGCCAAGCACACAGCGUAUUUAACUCACCCCGCACGGCCUUAGCGUGAUAAUACCACAAACUUCUGUCACACUGUAUUUAAACAAGUCAUAUGAAGAUAAUUGCAUAACUUGACAAUCAUGUAAAACUUCUAUAUAUCAUUCAAAAAUACUGUAUGUAUAUGACUGUAUAGUUCUGUGCAGAAAGUAAAAAAAUGUCCAUGCUGUCUGUGAACUGAAAACAUUUCAAGCAUUUAAUGCAAUGACAUUUUGUCAGAGCAGGAGAUAGGAUGUCAGUCUGACAAGUGAAUCAUCCAAGAUACCAAGACAAAGCUGCUGUAAACAUCUUAAAUCCAAAACAAGACAUAGAGUUCAUUAAGUCAUCUGGGGCUGACUGAGCAGUUUUUCUGCUUUGCAAUGUGCCAUCACUUUACUGUUAAUUGCAAAACAUUUACUGACUGACCUCUAAUAAAAACUAAAUGUGUCACUGUUACUGUAAAACUCCACUCAUGUCAACGGUUUGAAAGAGAAAUUAUUUUAAAACUGUCACAUCGUUGCAUGUCAUUACCUGUUUCACAUAUAAACAGUAUGUUUCUGCUGUAUGCCAGAAAUGAUAAAAUAUAUUACACUAUAUAUUUGUGUCUACUCCUGUACCUAUAACCUCCUCUUUAUCUCCAUUAUCAGGGUAUUUUGUGAUAAGCCUCUCAGAUUAACAUCUGAUUAAAUGUUUAUUGUCAUGAGGAGUAUCAGUCUGAUACAUGUUUUUUUCCUAGUUUAGUUUUACGACUUUGAGUUUAAAUAUUUUGUGUGUUAUUAUUUUGUGAUUUUUAUAAAUGCUGUGCAAUACAGAUCCAAUACUCAA